UCCCUAUUUUCUAUUUUUCUUAUCUAAAUAAAAAUUAAAAGCAUGUAAAUGUAACACUAGAGCUCUGAUUCAUCAAAUCUCUGAUCUGACCUGCCGACUUUCCUCAAACUACACAUGGCGGAAGAGAAAGAGUCAACGUCGAUUCCGCUGAGCCAAGCCGAAAAUGGUGGCGUCGAUCCCGAAGAUCCGGCUAAGUCUCCUCCUAGCUCCCCCAAUUCCUCCACUCGCAAGGCUUGUUGUUUUGUUCUCCAAAGUUGGGUCUCAAAGAAGUUCAUGACUGGAUGUGUGGUCCUUUUUCCUGUGGCAGUGACAUUCUUCAUUACUUGGUGGUUUAUUCAGUUUGUUGAUGGUUUCUUCAGUCCACUAUAUGAACGACUUGGCAUUGACAUAUUUGGACUGGGAUUUAUCACAUCUCUGCUCUUUGUCUUCUUUGUCGGAGUUUUUGUUUCAUCAUGGAUGGGAGCUGCUGUUUUUUCAGUGGGGGAAUGGGUUAUAAAGCGAAUGCCCUUUGUUAGGCAUUUGUAUUCUGCCUCGAAACAAAUUAGUGCUGCCAUAUCCCCAGAUCAAAAUACUACAGCAUUUAAGGAGGUCGCUAUCAUUCGUCACCCACGUGUUGGUGAAUAUGCAUUUGGCUUUAUCACAUCAACUGUCACCCUUCAGAGAGAAACUGAAGAUGAAGAGCUAUGCAGUGUAUUUGUCCCAACAAAUCAUCUAUACAUUGGUGAUAUCUUCCUGGUGAACUCCAAAGACAUCAUAAGGCCCAAUCUUUCGAUCCGAGAAGGCAUAGAGAUAAUUGUUUCUGGAGGUAUGACGAUGCCACAAGUGAUAUCUCCGCAAGAAAGGUUUGCACGGCAGAAGGAAAGAAUCCCUUUAAACAGGAUGAUGUAACAAAAAAUACAUAGAGAGAAGAGGAAUGUCAGAUAAGCUCCAUAAUUUACUUUCAUUCCCUUAAAGUUGGAGUGUAUGAUAAUAUUUUUGGUUAUAAAAUCCUAGGAUAAGGAUGCUUUAUUAUACCUGCGCUUUCCGACAAUUUACAUAAAUAAAAGCAGUA
Hibiscus syriacus is the source of this 1051-nucleotide messenger RNA. Its product is annotated as protein LIKE COV 2-like. The transcript is spliced from 7 exons. Gene Ontology annotation, cellular component: Golgi apparatus. The record is from RefSeq and is a predicted model, not a curated record. The coding region runs from base 115 to 888 and encodes 257 amino acids. Lineage: Eukaryota; Viridiplantae; Streptophyta; Magnoliopsida; Malvales; Malvaceae.